Messenger RNA from Dreissena polymorpha, 2316 nucleotides. Its product is annotated as protein lifeguard 2-like. Gene Ontology annotation, biological process: negative regulation of apoptotic signaling pathway. Gene Ontology annotation, cellular component: membrane; endoplasmic reticulum; Golgi apparatus. The transcript has 12 exons. The coding region runs from base 252 to 1151 and encodes 299 amino acids. The record is from RefSeq and is a predicted model, not a curated record. Lineage: Eukaryota; Metazoa; Mollusca; Bivalvia; Myida; Dreissenidae.
UAAACAUUUAGACCUGACUAUAGCACAAACAGUUAACAAAGGGAUCGAUUUCCAAUAUAGGUUUCACAAUAAGUAGUUGACUUCCUGGAUUAUUUUGAAAUACCUCAAAAAAUCAUUUAACGUUAUAUAUAUAUCUUAAACGGAAUAUGUUUAAAAAUGAUAAUAUUAUGAUUUUGUCAACCAUUGGGAUAAAUAUUGGCCAUUCACCGCUACAAAACCGCUACCAGUUUUCCUAACCCAGCACAGAAAGAAUGUUUAACGCUUCGGAUGCAUCCAAGCCCGAGCCCCCUCAGUAUAACUCCCUGUACCCGCCCGAGGGUAAAGUUUCGUCGUCUAUCAGCGAUCCCGCGUAUCCACCUCCGCCGUCAUAUCCGCCACCCACAUCGCCGCUUCCGGUUCCGGCACCUCAAUCGCCCGUCUUCGGACUGGGAAACAACCGAGUCGAUGUCGAAGAACAGUUCAAUACAAACAGCUUCUCUGACGCUGCUGUCCGUAGAGGAUUUAUACGCAGGGUGUAUCUGUUGCUGUUUGCAAUGCUCAUGUUCACGUUUGCCAUAGUCAUGGUCUUUACACUUGUGCAGCCGAUAUCGACGUUUGUUCGAAAGAACCCAGCGUUUUUCUAUUCGUCUUUUGGAGUGCUCUUCCUCGUGUUUCUUCUCAUCUUUUUCAUUAAAGACACUUACGGGCGGAAGCACCCUUGGAACCUCAUACUCCUAGGUGUUUUUACCCUGGCGUUUACAUACAUGGCGGCCACACUAAGCAGCUUCUUCACCACGGACAGCGUGAUUGUUGCGGCCGCCAUGACAGCUGCCAUAUGUCUGUCAAUCACGCUGUUCUCUAUCCAGACAAAGAUUGACUUCACGUUGUGCAGCAGUCUCAUAUUUUGUGUCUGUCUUGUUCUUCUCUACUUCGCCAUCGCCUGCUUGGUGUUGCGGUUCGGCAUGGUGAACGGACGGGUACUGGACGCAGUAUAUGGGGGAGCUUUUACCCUGGUCAUGUCACUAGUGCUGGUGAUUGACACUCAGCAGAUAGUCGGCGGCAAGAGACUCGAGAUGAACCCGGAGGAGUACGUGUUUGGGGCGCUCAUUCUCUAUAUCGACGUCAUAUACAUCUUCAUACUCCUUCUAGCAGCUUUCGGCAAGUCUGACUAAGCAUCUGGGGUGACACCUUUACCACAUGCAUCAAGCCCGGUUUUCCCCAGAACGCGGCUCUGUGUAUGCCUCAAGCGUCUGCUCUCUACAUUGAUGUAAUCUGUAUCUUUCUUAUACUUACUUGAAGCGUUCGCCAUAUCAACGUAGGACUUUUACGAACGCAUAUAAUGUAUCUUCACCUUCGACGUCGUCUAUAUUUUUAAGAGUUCGGACAACGAACUUGUUUAUGCAAAAUUUUCAGUAUUGUCGUCUACUACGAGUAUGGUGCCCCCCUCACAGGUGGUCGUGGCGAAUUUUUUGUCAAAACGCACAUCAAUAUUACGGGGCAAUCGUGCUGCGAUGUUUUCAACUGCGAUUUGCUAAAAUUGGAAACGCACCACGACUGCACAUUUCCCGCCGAGUUGCCAUAUGAUGACUAUGCAAACAUCACAUGAUAACGAAAUACCCGCGUUUGUUUUGAGAUCUUGACAACGUGCAAGAGAGGUUGUAUUAUCUUAUGACAUGUGUGUAUCCAUUAUGCAGUGUUAUUGUAAUUGUUAUAUAUAUUUAUUAGAAUUAAAACACGUGAUUUGUAUUGUAGAGUAUAAACGUUAGUCGAUAAUUUUUAAAACCUGAUAUUAUUACAAGUUCACAAUUCACAAAGUAUACUUUAAUAAAUUAUACAAGUGCUAUUAACUUACACAUGUAAUUAAACAAUACAUAUUACUAUAUUGUAACAUCACUUUCCUACUUACAUCUUCGCCAAAUAUGUGUUUCUGUGAUGGUUCCAAAAUUCUUUAAUCAUUUACGUACUAUUUGAAUUGUCCAAGAUUUGUCCGUUUUAAAAACAGAAGAAAUUUUCAUUUUUGGGUAACAUCUACAUGUUUGAUCAUAUGAACCAGUAUAUAGCAACGAGUUAAUACACAUGACCUGCGUAGACAGGGGCUGACUUUGUUUAAGUGUGGUUAGAUGGAACUGACUUACAAAAUGGCGUCGUUUACGUGAUUUUUGACAAAGAGUAACGUGUACUUGCGUCCGGUAAGCCAUUUUAUUUCUAUAGUUGGUUUAAAUGCGCCCUUUCGGCUCUACGGUGUUUGUGCUUCCAUCGGUUUUUUGUUUCCAGAUCGUUGACGUCGGAAUAAAAGUUAUUGAAGGAAACCCCUCCACAAAUGUGUUGUUUACUUAC